AUGAAGUUCUCACUCGCUGCUGUUACCCUCAUGGGCGCCGUCGUCUCUGCUCUUCCCGCCAACGAGAAGCGACAGGCUUACGUCCCUUGCACUGGCCUCUAUGGCUCUUCUCAGUGCUGUGCUACCGAUGUCCUGGGAGUAGCCAACCUCGACUGCGGAAACCCCCCUUCUUCUCCCGGCAACGCCUCCGACUUCAGCGCUAUCUGUGCUGAGAUCGGCCAGCGAGCUCGAUGCUGUGUUCUCCCCAUCCUUGACCAAGGAAUCCUCUGCAACACCCCUACUGGUGUCCAGGACUAA
This is a messenger RNA of Fusarium venenatum, 297 nucleotides long. Its product is annotated as putative hydrophobin precursor. Gene Ontology annotation, cellular component: extracellular region. Lineage: Eukaryota; Fungi; Ascomycota; Sordariomycetes; Hypocreales; Nectriaceae. The record is from RefSeq and is a predicted model, not a curated record.